AUGCGUUCGGACCGCGGGAAGUUGCGAGGCCCGCAGCUGAACUUUGUUGAACGCGGCAUGGAAACAAGAUAUUGUUGUUACAAAGGCACUGCAAUUUCGCUCUGUGACCCGACCAACGGUAUUCGCACGCUGAUUGAGCGCUCGGACAAAAUUCCUAAGGGGGUCGUGGAGGAGAUUGCGUGUUUUUGGUACAACAACAGUGUACUCAGUCCACUCGCGAGGGGCAGUGUAAAGAUUCCGGGUAUUGUUGCCUUGUACUUUCCACGGAGGAUAGUCCAAAAAACGUAUCGUCAGCUGUACUUGGAUUUCCUGCAUCAGCACAGCACCGCCUUCCACGUGUCGUUUGGCUUCUUCGCGGGAGCAAAGCCUGGGCUGAUUGAGCGCUCGGACAAAAUUCCUAAGGGGGUCGUGGAGGAGAUUGCGUGUUUUUGGUACAACAACAGUGUACUCAGUCCACUCGCGAGGGGCAGUGUAAAGAUUCCGGGUAUUGUUGCCUUGUACUUUCCACGGAGGAUAGUCCAAAAAACGUAUCGUCAGCUGUACUUGGAUUUCCUGCAUCAGCACAGCACCGCCUUCCACGUGUCGUUUGGCUUCUUCGUGGGAGCAAAGCCUGGAACCCCCGAUAAGUUGCAAGUCCCCUCACAAACUCAGAGCCACGCGCAGAUUGGGCCUGCCGCUCGUAUGGGUAGUUUUACAGAUGAUGUACGGUGCUGGGUUUCUGUUCAGCAUUUGCUAACAGCAGUAAGUUUUUUGAUAUACGGUUAUAUGGUGAUGAUCGUGAGCACGUCCCCCAAGACGUUUUGUGGGGGGUGUCAUGGGUAUAAGGAGCAGGUCGAACGUGAGGGGCCCUACUCGCGCUCUGGCACGCGGCUGCACACGCACACGCACACGCACGUGCGAAUACCGUUGGUCGGGUCACAGAGCGAAAUUGCAGUGCCUUUGUAA
Molecule: messenger RNA, 945 nt
Organism: Volvox carteri f. nagariensis
Lineage: Eukaryota; Viridiplantae; Chlorophyta; Chlorophyceae; Chlamydomonadales; Volvocaceae
Exons: 6
Coding region: 1-945 (314 amino acids)
Source: RefSeq, a predicted model, not a curated record